Messenger RNA from Cryptococcus amylolentus CBS 6039, 1536 nucleotides. RefSeq lists its product as hypothetical. Lineage: Eukaryota; Fungi; Basidiomycota; Tremellomycetes; Tremellales; Cryptococcaceae. Gene Ontology annotation, cellular component: membrane. The transcript is spliced from 12 exons. Gene Ontology annotation, molecular function: transmembrane transporter activity. Gene Ontology annotation, biological process: transmembrane transport. The record is from RefSeq and is a predicted model, not a curated record. Bases 1 to 1536 code for a protein of 511 amino acids.
AUGGCCGACAUCAUGGAAAAGCAAGAGGCCGCACACAUCGAAAACACCAUUGGGGACGACAAGACCCAUUCCGACGCUGUCAUCGAGAAGGUCAGGCAAGAGCACGGAGAAAUAUAUGCACAGGCCUUGGAGAGAUACGGUGAAGAAGGAUCGAUAGACCCCGAAACCGAGAAGAAGUUGAGAAACAAGCUGGACCGAAGGAUCAUCCCCCUUCUGGGCAUUUGCUACUUUUUCUACUAUGUUGACAAGACGACAUUGAGUUACGCUGCCAUAUUUGGUAUCAAGACCGACCUCAAUCUCACAGGCGACAAGUACUCUUGGCUUUCCAGUAUCUUCUACUUCGGUUGGCUAGGAUGGGCCAUCCCAUCCAACUUGAUCAUGCAGCGCUCACCUCCCGCCUACUAUCUCGCAAUUAACAUCUUCUUCUGGGGUGUCUUUCUUAUGAUCCAGGCGGCGUCCAAGAACUACGCGACUAUCGCCGCUUUGAGAGUCAUCUCUGGUGCUGCUGAAGCCAUCGCCGAUCCUGCCUUCAUGCUGAUUACCUCAAUGUAUUACACUCGAGAAGAGCAGCCAUCAAGAAUCUCUUGCUGGUACGCUUUCAACGGUCUCGGUGUAGCUGGGGGUGGACUUAUCGGCUACGGUAUCGGCCAAAUCAAAGGCGCCCUCGCAUCAUGGCGUUACGAAUUCCUCAUCGUCGGCGCUGCCUGUUCAGCCUGGGCAAUCUGCAUCGGCUUGUACCUCCCCAACUCUCCCGUGUCCUUCAGGGGAUUUACGCAUGACGAGCGGGUUCUGAUGAUUGCGAGGAUGAGGAAGAACCAGACGGGUAUCGAAGGCAGGAAGAUCAAGUGGGAUCAGAUUCUGGAGGCUGUGACCGACUACAAGACUUACAUGUUCUUCCUCCUUGGCAUCUCCAACUUUUCCACCCUCGUCAUCCAAGGUCUCGGCUUUGACACCCUCCACACUGCCCUCCUCGGUAUUCCCCAAGGUGUCUUGGUUAUGAUCUGGAUCGGCUCCGGCGCCCUCAUCAACGAUCGUCUUCCCAAAAACUCGAGGACUUUUGUCUGUGCUGCGUUCAUGAUUCCUACAAUCGCCGGGUCUUUAGGAUUCUUGUUGGCUCCUACCAAUGCCUAUGUCGGGAGAUUGAUCUGCUUCUACUUGACCGGGUCUUAUCAGUCUAGUUUUGUCCUGUCUCUAUCACUCAUCACCUCCAACUCUGGUGGUCAGAGUAAGAAGCUGAUCGUAUCCGGCUUCAUCUGGCUCGGCGCAUGUGUCGGAAACAUCGCUGGCCCCUUCUUCUACAAAACCGACCAGGCCCCCAAAUACACCCUCGGUAUCGGAUCCAUCCUCGUCUGCAACUGCCUCGAGUUCCUCCUUUUCUUUGCUUUCCGAUACGCCUUCAAGUGGGAGAACUACAAGAAGCAAAAGUUGAGGGAGCAAGUCCGAGACUCGGGCGAGGUGACGGAGGAGGAUGUGAAUGCGACGGCGUUUUCAGAUUUGACUGAUAAGCAGAACCCCAACUUUGAAUAUGUGUACUGA